UAAAAUGUUAAUACAUAGACAUUGCACGGAUGCUCAUAUAUUUACAGAGAUGCCAGACUUUGAUUUAUUGGCAUGUUGGGUUCAACGUUUGCGUCCAAAUAUUUGAAAUCAAGCCAGAGAACUCUCACACUGCUAAGCCAAUGCCUCACUAUUGCUCAGGUCAAGCAAAUUCAGUCGCACCUCACGGUUUCAGGUACCAUUUUGGACCCUUACGCCGCCGGAAAGGUUGUAGCUUUUUGUGCAAUUCACGACGGCGGCGAUCUCUCCCAUGCUUUUCAGCUUUUUCUUCGUUUACCCCACCGGACCGCCUUCAUUUGGAACACCAUCAUCAGAGGUUUCUCUGAGAAAAACCAACCCACGAUGGCCAUCUCUCUAUAUAGGGAAAUGCUCGAGAGUGGAUUCUUGCCCAACAACUACACCUUCUCUUUUAUCCUCAGAGCUUGUGCUGAGCUCUCUGAUUUGAUAUUGGGUUUCAGUUUCCAUGCCCAAGCUAUUAGGUUGGGGUGGGAGCAGUAUGAUUUUGUGCAAAACGGGUUGAUUCAUUUGUAUGCAACUUGUGACUCCGUGGACCUUGCUCGGAAACUGUUUGAUGUGAGUUCUAAUCGGGACGUAAUCACGUGGACUGCUCUGAUUAAUGGGUAUGUAAAAGCUGACCGAAUUGAUACCGCACGCGAAAUGUUUGAUCAGAUGCCGGAGAAGAAUACAGUUUCAUGGAGUGCAAUGAUUAAUGGGUAUGUGCAAGUUGGGUUAUUUGAAGAGGCUCUGGAGCUUUUCAAUGUUAUGCAGAUUUCGGGGUUUCGACCUAGCCACUCAAGCAUUGUGGGAGGGCUUACUGCCUGCGCUUCUCUGGGCACGUUAGAUCAAGGUAGGUGGAUACAUGCUUACGUUGAUAGAAAUGGACUGGAGUUGGAUAGAGUCUUGGGAACUGCACUUAUCGAAAUGUAUGCUAAGUGUGGGUGGAUUGACACUGCUUGUCGCGUGUUUAACAAGAUGCCGAAGAGGGAUGUCUUCGCCUUUACUUCUUUGAUCUCAGGCCUUGCCAAUCAUGGGCAAAGUGCAAGGGCUAUUAAGUUGUUUGCUAGGAUGGAUAAUGAAGGGGUUAGACCUAAUGAAGUUACUUUUAUUUGUGUACUAAAUGCUUGUAGUCGAAUGGGGCUGGUGACUGAAGGGUGGAGAAUCUUUGAAAGUAUGAGUCAAGUUUAUGGAAUCGAUCCAGGAGUCCAGCACUAUGGCUGUUUGAUGGAUCUCUUGGGCAGAGCAGGGAGGAUAGAGGAGGCUAAGAAGUUGUUGAUAGAGAUGCCCAUGGAGCCAGACUCCUAUGUGUUGGGUGCAUUGCUUAAUGCAUGUAGAGUUCAUGGCGUCUUUGAUUUGGGCAAAGAAAUAGUUGAGAGCUUAGAGCAGCGGAGUCAUGACCCUUGUGGGGUACAUGUUCUCCUUUCUAAUAUGUAUGCAUCUGCUGAUCAAUGGGAGGAUGUGAUGAAAGUAAGGGAAGGGAUGGAAGAGAAGAAAGUAAGGAAGAUACCGGGGUGUAGUUUAAUUGAAGUGGAUGGUAAAGUUUGUGAGUUUGUGGCUGGAUAUCAGUCUCACAUGCUUACGGAUGAGAUCACGUUGUCACUAUUUGGGAUUGCCAAGCAUUUGAAGUCUCUUUGGUUGAAUGACGACAACAACAUACAUGAUGAUGGCAAUCACCACAAUGAUAUGACCCUUGCGCAAGUUCACUCUUAGCCAGUGAAUUUUCUCCUGGAGAUUUACCGACUCCAGAUUCAUUCAUUUCAGUUCUGUGGGACUACUCUAAUAACAAACUGGUGGGGGGAAGUCAAAGUAUAUCCAAAUUUUUUGGUGAUUUUAUGCCAAGGCCUUGGCAGACAGUUUGUUUAUGACCUUGAAUAAUCUGUGGUAUGUCCUCAGUGAAGCCUUGUUUACAGUUUCUAACUCAUUUUUAUACUGACAGACCUUUAUUGUGAUUGCAUAAGGAACGAGAACAUAUUUGGUGUUCAUAUCCUCUUCUUCUUUUUUAUCCUCUUAAAUUA
This is a messenger RNA of Tripterygium wilfordii, 2030 nucleotides long. Its product is annotated as pentatricopeptide repeat-containing protein At5g66520-like. Gene Ontology annotation, molecular function: protein binding; RNA binding. The record is from RefSeq and is a predicted model, not a curated record. The transcript has a single exon. Gene Ontology annotation, biological process: RNA modification. NCBI's taxonomy places the organism in Eukaryota, Viridiplantae, Streptophyta, Magnoliopsida, Celastrales, Celastraceae. Bases 73 to 1725 code for a protein of 550 amino acids.